This is a messenger RNA of Vanessa atalanta (red admiral), 1318 nucleotides long. RefSeq lists its product as uncharacterized. The record is from RefSeq and is a predicted model, not a curated record. Lineage: Eukaryota; Metazoa; Arthropoda; Insecta; Lepidoptera; Nymphalidae. Bases 172 to 1071 code for a protein of 299 amino acids. The transcript is spliced from 2 exons. Gene Ontology annotation, molecular function: nucleic acid binding; zinc ion binding.
CGAUAUAACUUGUCAAAGAUAUAUGUAAUAGACAAUUUUGUGGAGUUACGAUGUCACUAAAAAUAUAGCGGUAGUCAAGAAGCACGUCUAUUUAUUUCUCCCUAUUUGACGAUAGUUUAGUGGCGUACGAGUUCGGGAUAUUUAAAAAAAAAUAAAUAAAUAAAAGUGAAAAUGGCGUGCGGAAAAUUAAACGAGUUUGACAUUAAUUCCGGUAACUGGACAUUAUACGUGGAAAGGUUAGAAAUGUAUUUAAAAGUGAACAAAGUGGAAAAGGACUUAUGGCUGCCUACUUUAAUUACCGCGAUCGGUGACCAAGCAUAUGAAUUGCUUAGCAGUUUGGCGAGUCCGUUAAAACCAGCGCAAUUAACGUAUGAUGCGGCGGUUGCAUUAUUACAUAAUCAUUUGCAACCUCGGCCGUCCGUAAUGGCGGAACGUUAUCGCUUCCGACAAAGAAGACAAAGGAACGAUGAAUCUGUGGCGCAGUACGUAACAGAAUUGAAAAAAUUGUCAAAAUAUUGUGAAUUUACAAAUAAUCUAGAAGAAAAUUUGCGUGAUCAAUUAGUGUGUGGAUUACGGAGUGACGUCACAAGGCAGAGGUUAUUCGCUGAGGAUAAUUUAAAUUAUAACGGCGCGUUGAAGUUGGCAUGUGCCCUAGAAGCAGCUGAACGGGAUGCUGCGGUGGUGGAGGGCUCGAAGGUAGCCUCUGUAGAAGGGGUUCACGUGAUGAUGGGCCAUGGAUCAAAGGAGCCUGAAACAAGGCAAAGUGGGCCGAAGCAGCAUGGACCUAGGCACCCUGUCCCAAGUGAGUGGACACGGGAGGUGGACAAAAACUGUUCGACGUGCGGGAAGGCAGGCCAUAAUAACAAGGUUUGCCGCUAUAAAGGUUUUACAUGUCGGAUAUGUAAGAAAAAAGGACAUCUGCAACGGGUUUGUCCGAGGUCUGGAAGCCCUAGAAGAGGAAAGAAAGUCAAUCAUGUGGCUGCUUCUGAUCGAUCGGACGGUGAUAGCAGUUCGGAAGACAUGGAAGAGGAGUUGCAUCAACUCAGCCUAAAUAGUUAUAAGCCGAUAUGAUCAACUGUUCAGUGGCGGGCUGGGGUGCUUCACGGGCGGCAAGGCUCAGUUGCGAGUGCGGGAUGGAGCGACCCCAGUGUUCUGUCGCGCGAGGCCGUUACCUUACGCGCUGAAGGGUCAAGUGGAGGCGGAAUUAGAUAAAAUGCUGCGAGACGGCAUCAUUGAACCGGUGAACAGUUCGGACUGGGCAACUCCGUUAGUACCGGUACGUAAAAGUGAUGGAGGAUUACGUUUAUGCGCGGAUUAU